Messenger RNA from Racocetra fulgida, 806 nucleotides. NCBI's taxonomy places the organism in Eukaryota, Fungi, Glomeromycota, Glomeromycetes, Diversisporales, Gigasporaceae. The record is from the annotation of a GenBank genome assembly.
AAUUGACCACUCAAAAAGAGAAUUAUUCCGAAUUAGCAAGUGAACAAAAUCUAACCAAAAACCGGUUAGAAAAAACUAGUGCUUCUCUCGCCAGAACUCAAACCGAACUAAAUAAUUGCCGAGAAAGGUUUUCGCUACUAGAAAGCAAAAAGAACGAAUUGGAUGAAAAACUAACUACUAAAAACCAAGAAUUAAAAGAACUAAAUUAUUCUUUGGAAACAAUUUAUUUAUUAUUCCAAAUUCCUCCCACUCCCCAAAAUAAUCCGGGUGAAAAUACUCAAGAAGAAAGAGAACUUUUGCGAAGGUUAGCCAAUCUAGUGACCAAUUAUCACAGUUAUCAUUCUCUCAGCCCCAAUGGGUCUUUGAAAACUAGGGGAAAUUAUUCGUUCCCUUUUCAAGAAGAAGAAAACUCGGAAAGAGAAUUCUUAACUCUUAACGAUCAAAGAAUUAUCUAUCGCGAGAAUUUAAAAAAUUUAACUAAAGAGGAGUUAGUAACUAAAAUUCAAGCAUUAGAAAACGAACUUUUAGAAAAAAGAACUUCCCUAAGCAUUGCUGAAAGCCGUUUACGGGAUAAUGAGUUGGAAAUUAGUAAUCUCAAAGAAUAUAGUAUAAGGUACCUAGAGGUAGUUAAAGAAAACGGAGAACUAAAAACAGAACAAACAAUUAAUAGGUUUGAACAAGAAAAGUUGCAAGCGUCUUUUGAACCUCCUCCAUCUAUUACUUAUCCCCAAAGCGAAGAAGUCCAAAUUCGGCCAAAAGAAAUGGAAACAACCAGCACGCAAACUGAUGAAAUUUUCCCGAAUUGA